Symbiodinium natans is the source of this 444-nucleotide messenger RNA. The record is from the annotation of a GenBank genome assembly. NCBI's taxonomy places the organism in Eukaryota, Dinophyceae, Suessiales, Symbiodiniaceae.
AUGGGUUGCGGCGCGAGCACUCCGCCUGCAUCGCACCACAGAAUGACACCGUCCCAGCACAGAAUGCCACUGUCCCAGCUCAUCCCUGCCUUUGAUCAGAUCAACGUGCCAUCGCGACAGCAUGCUGAUUCAUGUCAAGAUCAAGGGGCGGCCGACCCUGAUGCCGCAAGGUACCAGGCGAGCGCAUUCAAGGACGAGCACGAAGAGCGGGGUCCUGUGGUCCAGGCAAUAAGUACCCGAUCCUUGUGCCAGCCAGUGGAGGAUGAGUCGGGUGAGGACGACAAGGACCCCUGGUCUUCCUGGCGUUCAUACUGCAGAAUUCUGGCUUUGUGGUUUAGGGUUCAUACUGCUGGCAGGAUAGCCCAAGAACUGCUCCCCUGCCACCAGAUCGCCGCUUACAUGAAAAGCAUCUUAGGAGGCUGGAUGAUUUUCGCCGGGAGGUAG